AUGUACAUUUACGACGCAGCCCCUUCUCCAUCCGAAAAUCGGAUCCUCUACCAUAGAGAGUCAGACAGACAGACGGACAGAGUAAUUGAUGCCUCUCCUCUUGUAAUUACCUCCUCCAUCUCCCAUGGCCAUGCCUCAACAGCAUCAAUUCCUACAGCAGCAGCAACAUCAACAUCAACACCACUAAUCGUAACCCUUCAGGGAAGUGAAUCAGAAGAUGAGCAGAAUUCAUUCUCGAACUUAUUGCCCGUCGAUGGUCAGAUGUCCACACCGGUCGCCUUCUUCAACCCUCGAAAUUUCGCCGAUCAAUCUCAUCCACAAUACAUCCCUCCCUUUCAUGUAGUCGGUUUCGCUCCUGGUGCGGUCCCGGCAAUGGAUUGCGGUGGGAGCGAUAUGAGGUGGAAUAAUGGUUCCGAACCAACGAAGAAAAAAUUGAAAGAACAAGACUUCUUGGAGAACAAUUCGCAGAUAACGUCUGUGGAUUUUCUGCAAACGCGAUCGGUUUCAACGGGUUUAGGGUUGUCGCUCGACGAUAGGCGUAUGGCUUCUUCGGCAGAUUCACCUGUUUUCUCCCUCUUCGAUAAUGAGAUCGAUCAGGAGUUGCAAAGACAGGAUGUGGAAUUGGAUCGAUUCAUCAAACUUCAGGGAGAGCGGAUGAGACAAGCGAUCUUAGAGAAGGUUCAGGCCAAUCAACUCCAGACUCUUUCGUUUGCCGAAGAAAGGAUCCUUCAGAAGCUCCGUGACAAAGAAGCAGAAGUGGAAGACAUUAACAGGAAGAAUAUGGAACUUGAGGAGCGAAUGAAACAGUUGAGUAUAGAGGCUGGUGCUUGGCAACAACGAGCCAAGUCCAAUGAUAACAUAAUCACUAGUCUCAAAUUUAAUCUCCAGCAAGUCUUUGCACAGAGCAGAGACAGCAAGGAAGGGUGUGGUGACAGUGAAGUUGAUGAUGCGGCUUCUUGUUGCAAUGGAGUGGCUAUUGAUUUUAACCCGGUUUCCAAGGAAAGCAAGGAUUUAAAGGAGUUGAUGACUUGUAAGGUUUGUAGGGUCAAUGUGGCAUGCAUGCUUUUGUUGCCCUGCAGGCAUUUAUGCAUGUGUAACGAUUGUGAGAGUAAGCUUAAUUUCUGUCCCCUGUGUCACUACUCAAAGCUUAUCGGCAUGGAGGUCUAUAUGUAAUGAAACAUCUUGGAUAUCAUAUGUAAGUUAUACGUAUCAUUCUUGUCUAUAUUGAUGAUCAGUUCAUGCC
This is a messenger RNA of Macadamia integrifolia, 1243 nucleotides long. RefSeq names its product BOI-related E3 ubiquitin-protein ligase 1-like. The coding region runs from base 1 to 1173 and encodes 390 amino acids. The transcript has 4 exons. NCBI's taxonomy places the organism in Eukaryota, Viridiplantae, Streptophyta, Magnoliopsida, Proteales, Proteaceae. Gene Ontology annotation, molecular function: ubiquitin-protein transferase activity. The record is from RefSeq and is a predicted model, not a curated record.